Trifolium pratense (red clover) is the source of this 526-nucleotide messenger RNA. Its product is annotated as glutaredoxin-C5-like. The record is from RefSeq and is a predicted model, not a curated record. The transcript has a single exon. Bases 145 to 522 code for a protein of 125 amino acids. NCBI's taxonomy places the organism in Eukaryota, Viridiplantae, Streptophyta, Magnoliopsida, Fabales, Fabaceae. Gene Ontology annotation, cellular component: nucleus; cytoplasm. Gene Ontology annotation, biological process: negative regulation of DNA-templated transcription; anther development.
CUAAGAUGAGUCAUAUUCUCUUACAUCCUAAACAUACCUCCCUAUAUAAAUAGCACCCCCCACCUCAACCAUUUCUCACACACAUUCUUCACUUCUUCUCAUCAACAUUACCAGAUAUCUUUAUAACUCAUCAAAUUCCAAAAAAUGCAUUACCAAACAGCAUCAUGGGGAACCUACAUGACACAAACAAGAAUGCUAAUGGAUGAUCCAUUAGAGAGAAUAGAAAGACUAGCAUCAGAAAAUGCUGUGGUAAUUUUCAGCAUAAGUACAUGUUGUAUGUGUCAUGCUAUUAAGAGAUUGUUUUGUGGAAUGGGAGUUAAUCCAGCUGUUCAUGAACUUGAUGAAGAUCCAAGAGGAAAAGAACUUGAAAGAGCACUUAUGAGACUACUUGGUACUUCAAAUGUUGUUCCUGUUGUUUUCAUUGGUGGGAAACUUAUUGGUACUAUGGAUAGAGUCAUGGCUUGUCAUAUUAAUGGUUCUCUUGUUCCUCUUCUCAAACAAGCUGGUGCUCUUUGGCUUUGAAAUU